Molecule: messenger RNA, 570 nt
Organism: Dibothriocephalus latus
Lineage: Eukaryota; Metazoa; Platyhelminthes; Cestoda; Diphyllobothriidea; Diphyllobothriidae
Source: the annotation of a GenBank genome assembly
GUAACCUGGUUGAUAAUCGAACUUCCCGUUUUAACUACUACUCUCAAUCACAGUCGAGCCCGUGGCCUAAACAACGUCUCCAUUUUCAGGUUUCGUGAGUACACUGUUGUCGAAGAUUGCUUGGCUGGCUUGACCGUCUUUUCUUGGUACUCUUUGUAUUCUUUUUCCCCAGGUAGCCCGACUUUACCGAACGCCUAUAAGGUGCAGAAAAGUCUCGAGAGUCGUAGUUUCUCGCAUCGAACGGUUGAGGCGGACACCAGUGUCCCAGCUGCCUUCCGCAUGGAAUGUUCCUUCAAGUCCCCCGAAGAGGACGCUGCCAGUUUUGUUGGCCCCAUGCCCAAGGUGACGCCUCCGGAGAAACUGGGCAGCAUCCUCAAAUUCGUGGACAACCUCAAUCCGUACGAAUAUGUCCGCCGUUUUUUUUUUUUAUUUCCAACCUUUUUCACAUUGGGAACUAACAUCCGCAAAUGGUGCGUCAGACGGCGAAGCAGCAUGGAAGCUGAAGGGGUGAUCGAGGGCAAGAGUCGUGAGCCUAUCGGUAAUUGCCGUUCGCCGGUUGGCCGAAACUAA